CUGAACCCUACAACACCACUAGAAUCCAAUUGUCCUCCGGAUAAACCCGAACUGGGCCGUGCUACAUGGACUCUGUUACACACAAUGGCAGCAUACUACCCAGUCGAACCGUCUGAAAGGGAUAAGCAGGAUAUGGCGGGCUUUCUAAGAGGAUUCGGACUAUUUUACCCCUGUGUGCCCUGUGCGCAUGAUUUGCGCAAAAAUAUGAUACUGAACCCACCCCAGUUACAAAGUCGUGAGGCUCUGAGCGGUUGGCUGUGCAUGCAACAUAAUUUGGUGAACAAGAAAAUUCAUAAGCCUCUAUUCGAUUGCUCAAAAGUAUUGGAACGAUGGCGUUAUGGCUGGAAAGACGGUUCAUGUGACCUUCCCGAUGUGGAUUAG
Echinostoma caproni is the source of this 381-nucleotide messenger RNA. Lineage: Eukaryota; Metazoa; Platyhelminthes; Trematoda; Plagiorchiida; Echinostomatidae. The record is from the annotation of a GenBank genome assembly.